Molecule: messenger RNA, 1281 nt
Organism: Myotis davidii
Lineage: Eukaryota; Metazoa; Chordata; Mammalia; Chiroptera; Vespertilionidae
Gene: GMNC
Product: geminin coiled-coil domain containing
Exons: 6
Coding region: 1-1281 (426 amino acids)
Biological process (GO): negative regulation of cell cycle; negative regulation of DNA replication
Cellular component (GO): nucleus
Source: RefSeq, a predicted model, not a curated record
AUGACUCUUGAGCCACGUCACCAGUUUGACAGCCUCGCACCAAAUCAGAGGCGGCGCUCACGGGGAGCCCCGGGCGUCCCCCGCCGCUCCUGCAGAUUAGAACUCGCCUCUCCUAGCUCCUCCCCUCAGUCCCAUUUAAAACUCCGAAAAAUUAAGAGUGGACUCAGUUUCUGCAGCGCCUUCUUCCACUGCAAGAUGAACACCGUUCUGCCUUGCCAAGACCAGUACUUUGUAGGAGGCCAGAACUAUAAUUACCCGUAUUCCACUACAACGUCAGAAUCUAGUGUUGACGUUUCCACGGAGACUUGGGUCUCUUUCUGGGCUGCUGGUCUCCUGGACAACAGAGAGCCCCAACAAGCACCACAGGCACAGGUGAAAACAAGAUUCUUCCCCUUGCCUGCUGGACAAUUGGUACAGCUUAUUGUCAAAUAUGAAAACAAAACAAAACACCCAUUUGUAAAAGCCUGUGAAACGUACAGAGAAUGGUAUUUGAAAUACAUGAGUUAUCAUUUUGAGAUUUCACCAAUUCUUCAGAAAAGUAAGCUCCAAGACACCCUGGUGCAGAAGGAAGAAGAACUUGCUAGGUUACAUGAAGAGAAUAAUCACCUCAGACAAUACCUGAAUUCUGCUUUGGUUAAAUGUCUUGAGGAAAAAGCCAAGAAGUUCCUAUCAUCAGAUGAUGUCUCGAAAGCAUAUGGAAAACUGAGAAAGGGGAAGAGGAAACCCAAGGAGCAAAGAUACUCUCCUCCUGAGAUCCCCCAUCGCAAAAAUGUCAAGAGGAACCUCUCUAGUGAAUUCGCUAACUGUGAAGAGCAACCUGGGCCCCCUGUGGACCCCUGGGUCCUUCAAACACUUGGGUUAAAAGAUCUCAACACCAUUGAUGAUACUUUAUCAGCUAACUACAGUGCCCUCGCCUCUCCUCCCAGGAGAAUCACCAGCACAUUUCCCCAGUUUCUGGAGGAUGCAGUUGAUUAUGAAAAGGCCCCCACAGAGGAUCUCCAAAUUGACUAUGGAGGUGAAAGCACCACUCCUUCCUGCAGCACUGCCAGCCCUGGGGAGGAUUUUCACUUCCUUUCUCAACUUUCAAAUCCCCCAGGAGGGCUGCAAACUCGUCCUUACUAUGCUUCUGAUGUGUCACCCAACAAGACUGAGAUGGCCUUUUCCACAUCCCUGAGCCCUCACUGUAAUGUGAAAACUCAUUCCUUCCACCAGGGACAAGCCUUUGUUCGUCGAGAUGAAGAGGGGGGCUGGAAGUUUACCUGGGUUCCUAAACAGUCUUAG